Molecule: messenger RNA, 1344 nt
Organism: Drosophila navojoa
Lineage: Eukaryota; Metazoa; Arthropoda; Insecta; Diptera; Drosophilidae
Product: serine protease persephone
Biological process (GO): proteolysis
Molecular function (GO): serine-type endopeptidase activity
Source: RefSeq, a predicted model, not a curated record
UACAUUUUCAACUUGCGUGUGUCAAAGAUCAGUUCGAUUGCCGAUCGAUUGAGGAGCGUUCCGUUGAAGAUGGGGCUGAUGUCGCCCAGAAGCGUGAGCGCAAGUCGAAGUAAUUGUAUCAGCUUCACCCUGCUGCUGUUUGGUCUCAUCCUGUGCGUUCUGCCACACUUGGAAGCACUCGAAGAGGGCGAUCCAUGCACGCUGAAGGGCAAUCUGGCAGGUAUUUGCCAGGGGUCCUCCAAAUGCGUGCCGCGCAUCAAUAAGUACAUCGAAACGAAGAGAUUGACGCCCAGUGAUAUACCCAGCUGUGGCCUGAGCACCCGGGAGGAGAUCGUCUGCUGUCCUGUCGCCGAAUGCUGCGGAGAUGAUCAGCGGCAAGAGAGCACGUCGAGAUCUCCUCUUCCGCCCGCUCCCUCGCCCCGAACUGAUGUACCGCGGCCAGCUGUGCAAGCAUGUCGGGCGAUCGAAACACGUCAACUGGAGUACGGCUUAACCGAGCACAUCUUGGAUGGCAUUGCGGUGGACCCAGGCUAUUAUCCGCAUAUGGCAGCAAUAGCGUUUAGUGAGUUUGAUAACAUUGUAUUUGGUUGCGGUGGCUCGCUGAUCUCAACUCGGCAUGUCCUGACGGCGGCUCAUUGCGUCAACGAUCCGAAUAAAAUACCCCUAUUCGCGCGCCUUGGAACGGUGAAUAUUGAUAACGUGAGCGAACACCGUCAGGACAUUAACAUAACGACGAACAUCAACAUACAUCCGGAAUAUGUUAGCACCAGCAAGUACAAUGACAUCGCCAUACUGGAGCUGGCCGAGGAGGUCAGGCUGACCAAUCAUACAUAUCCGGCGUGCCUGGAAACGGAGCUAUUCGAUCCGCCAUCGAACGCGAGCAUCUUUGUGGCAGGCUGGGGCAUAAUGAAUACGACCACUCGCCGAACUUCGAAAAUAUUGCUGCGUGCCCCACUCACCGUGGUGCCGCUGGCCCAGUGCAACGAAAGCUUUGCCGCGCAGCCGCUCAGCCAACGAUAUCUGGACAAGGGCAUCAUCAAUACGCUGCUGUGUGCGGCGGAUUUAAUAAAGGGCACGAAGGAUGCCUGCCAGGGCGACUCCGGUGGCCCCUUGGUGCUGGAGCGCGACAAAGAGAACAAUAAAUACAGCGUCAUGGGUGUCAUAUCGUCGGGCUUUGGCUGUGCCACAAUCACGCCGGGCCUGUACACGCGUGUCGCAUCCUAUUUGGACUACAUCGAAGGCAUUGUGUGGCCAAAUGGGUUUGUAUGACAGUACUGAUAUCAAUGGAUCCUCAAUGUGUGUAUAAAAAUAAAUUCUAAGUAUAUCGAUUUUAAAUACAAAGCU